GUGGGGCAUUGGAACUAAGUAGAAAAUGGUGUGUCUCUCAAAGGACCUAAGCAGAAGGGAGUGGGUUCGGACACUGAACGGUUGAGGUUCGUUAGGGACCUCUCCUAUUUGUAUUGUAGUCCUCCUAGGUUAGGGGUCCUGUACAGCAAGGGGCUGGGCACGUGUCAACAAGGACAGAGAUUCAUUCCCAGUGUGGGGAGUGGUUUCUUUGAGCUGAUUACAAGGGAAGACUGGGAAGGGACCCUGUGGUUCCCUGCAGUUCGAUCAUUGGGAGGGAGGAGGACUUUGGAAAGCCUGGCUGCAGGGAAGCAGAUGUGGGAGCACUUAAGUUGGUAACAAUCUUUUUUCCAGUGCCCUGGUCCUCUGCAAGAAUAGGAUAAACGAGUCAGGUUUUGGUUUUGUUUAGGAACCUCCAUUUGCCAGAAUUGAGGAUUAGGAAUUCCAGUGGUCUUGAGGCCCCUGACUGGCUCAGUGAGUAGAGCUUGCGAUUGAUUUCAGGGUCGUGAGUUUGAGCCCCACCUUGGGCACAGAGCCUACUUUAGAAAAAAAAAAAAAAAAAGGUAAAUUAAAAAAAAAAAAAGAAUUUUAGCAGUUUUUCUUUUAGGUGACUCAUCUAGGAUGUGUGUGAAUGGUUUGUCAAAUUUACCUGCAGUGGACAUAUUUCACAUUCUAUCCUGGUCCUUAUGACUAAAGGGAAAAGAUACUUGUUCUGGUCUUUAAUAAACAUAGACUUAAAUGCUACCUGGGUGGAUUCCACACCUACAGGAAGACCAGAAUUUUCUUUAAAGAUAAUUUGGAGUUGGUUUGUAAUCGUCAUGGAAAGGCUGAUGAUAUAUGUAUGUAAUGUAAUGUAUGUAAUGUAAUGUAAAUAUGCAUGUAAUGUUAACUUUUAAAGUAAACCUGCCGGGGAUACCUGGGUGGCUCAGUUGGUUAAGUGUAACCUGCCAGUUAUUGUACUAGCAAAAAUGGGUUUACUUGGUAAUAGCAGAGAUUUACAAGUCUUUUUUUUUUUUUUUUUUUUAAGAUUUUAUUUAUUUGUCAGGGGGAGCGGGGGCGAGGCAGGCUCCCGCUGGGCAGGGUGCCCAAUCUGGGACUUGAUCUCAGGACUCUGGGAUCAUGACCUGUGCAAAAGGCAGUUGCUCAGUGGACUGAGCCACUAGGCGCCCCGAGAUUUGCAGUUCUGUUAUGUAGGGAGGACCUCUGUUUCAUCGAGGAGAAGGGGAUAUUGGGAGGGGCUGUUCCACAUGACAUCCACUAGGGCACACUUGGGGUUCCAGCCCUAGUGUCUUCUCAUAGGGUAGGCUGUGGCUGCCUCUCAUUGGCUGGGCUGUUGCCAGGGGAGGAGAAAACUUUCCUUCCUUUGUCCCGCUGGGGCAGUAAUGUGUCCAAGAUUGUCUCUUGCUAUUGAGUGCAGUGGAGGUACUGGGGGGAGCUCCCCCUGUGGUCUUCUGAUUUCACUGGAGUCAUGUCUCCUUUAUUCCUUUUCAGAGAGUUGGUGGACUCUCGGGCGGUUUUCACUUGCUGGCUGUUACGACUCAAGCUCCUGAGAGUGUGUGGAAAUAGUGUUGGUGCUCAUCUUCACUUGUCUUGGGUCGAUUGAUAGUAGGAGUGGAAUUGCUAUAUUGCACGGUGACUGGACAGUCAUCAUUUUGAGGACGCGCCGGACUCCUCCCAGGUUGUGCCAUUUUGCAUCCCCAGCAGCAGAAAUGCAUGAGAAGGGCACCUGGGUGGCUCAGUUGGUGGAGCAUCUGCCUUUGGCUCGGAUAGUGGUCCUGGGGUCCUGGGAUCAAGUCCUCUGUUGGGCUCCUGGGAUCCAGUUCCACAUUCUCUCUCUGGCUGUGCUCCCCCUGCUUUUGCUCUCUCUCUCAAAUGAAGAGAGUCCCCCUUUCUCAGGUCCUCACCAGCACUUACUUGUUUCUUUAUAGCCGUUCUAGUGGGUCUGAAGAGGUAUCUGCUUAUAAUUUGACAUCUAUUUCCCUGAUAACUGACAUCUAGCAUCUUUUCCGGAACCUGUUGGCCGCUGGCAUAUCUUCUUAGAAAGGUACCUGCUCAUAUUCAUUCCCCAUGAUUUGAUCGUAUUAUUUUUUCUUUAUAUUAUUGUUUUUUAUUUUUCAUGGGGUCAUAUGGAUUUUUAAAACAUAUUUAAAAUAUAGGAGUCACCAGGUGUGUGAUAAGCAAACCCCAGUUAUAACCACAGUUGAAGUAGAAUUGACCUUCUUAUUAAGUGAUAUGGGUGGCAUAUGGGAUUUUGUUUUUCCCUUAAGUUUUGAGAACAUAGUUUUUGUUUGGACGAUCUCAGAUUUUUUGAAAAAAAUGAUUUUUAAACUAUGCAUUUCACAAGUGCGGUAUCAUUCCUUGUUGCUCUGACGGUGUGGAUUUGCCUUGUUUUCUUUCUCUGUUACAAAGUCACCAGUGGCUGUUACCAUCAGUCUCUCAGGGGCUCCUCUUUCUGGCGCCCUUCUGCUUGCAUUCUGGGCACUGGGGUACAUGGUCGAGGCCCUGCUGAUUUCCAUGACUCUUCAGGAGCUGGAGCUCCUCUUAUGCACUACGUGUGCCAGGCCCCUGGGCCCUGUGUCCCUGCUCACUGUCCACCGAACCCAGGGACAGGGUGGUGUGUGCCUCUGCCGGGAUAGAGGGGACUGCGCUAGGCUCCUUGACCUUGUUGCCUUCCAGUGAGAGCAGCACUGGAAUCCAUGUUCACAACAUCCUGACAUCUGGUUCCAGUUCUUGGGGCUGACAAGGCAGUAAUCGUCCCUGAGCAAGUCAGAGAUGUGCCGUCCAGUUUCAGUGUGGUCUGAACGAGUAUUUCAUUUUUCAUUCUUUACCAUACAAGUGUCCUCAGAUCUGCUCAUUUUCAGUACAAAUAGCCUAUAUUUGGGUGUAUGUACGUCUGUAUGAGCUGUCGUCAUCGCCCUCUGCUUCGGGGUCCCAGCCCUUCCCGUCAUUGAGGGCACUGCCGUGGAUGUGUUUGCCUGUUGUCACUUCCCACACGGGUGUGACUCAGGUCCUCAGAAUGGAAUCCGGUUCCCUGCGUGUUGCCCCCGCAUCCUCCCACACACACGGGUGAGGAGGGAGCGUUGCUGCAACAGAACAUGUGGAUGUUGCAGGACACAGUGGUCUUUGAGGAUGUGGCUGUGAACUUCACCCCGGAAGAGUGGGCUUUGCUGGAUCGUGGUCAGAGGCGGCUCUACAGGGAUGUGAUGCUGGAGACCUGCAGGAACCUGGCCUCCCUGGACCGUUGCACUCAAGUUAACCCUUGUGGAUCAGGGAUUCAGCUGAAUAUUUUGGAGAAUGAACUAUCCAGUGAAGAUAAAAUAGUAACAUUUACAAGAAAUGAUUCCUGGGCUCUUUUUGGAGAAAACUGGGUGUUUCAUCACAUUGGAGAUCAGACCCAAUCCCAGGAGAGGAGUUUGAGAAGUCGUUUGGUGGAGCGGGUCUGUGAAAGCAGCGAAGAUAAUCGAUGUGGAGAAACCAGAAGGCAGAUGACAAGUCUUACCGUGCGUGCGGAUCGUCCUACUGGAGACAAGUCCUGUCAGUGCGCCAAGUGUAGAGAAGCCUUCACAGAUGGUUCUUUCCCUGAGAAUCCACAAAGAUCCCGCCCUGGACACAAACCUAGUCCUUGUGAGGAAUGUGGGCCGGCCUGCAGCUGUGUCUCGAGCCCCAGCCCUCACGUGGACACAGGCCUUGUAGAGAAACCUUAUGAACCUCAGGACACUGGGGGAGCUUCGAAGAGAGACUCGAAGAGUCACGGUAGUAAAAAAUCUUUAGAGUGCAAGAAAUGUGGAAAAACUUUCACUUGCAUGUCGUCCUUUCGGGGUCACGUGAAGGGUCACUGUGGACAGAGAGUCCAUGCGUGUGAGGUAUGUGGGAAAGCCUUCAUGUAUCAGUCCUACCUUACACGUCACGUGAGAACUCACACUGGGGAGAGACCCUAUGAAUGUGUGGAGUGUGGGAAAGCCUACAGUUGCCUCUCAUAUUUUCGAGAACAUGUGAGAACGCACAGUGGAGAGAAACCCUAUGAAUGUAAGCAGUGUGGGAAGACGUUCAAGUAUCCCGCGUCCUUGCAAGGACACGUGAUGACACACACUGGAGAGAGACCAUAUCUCUGUCAGCAAUGUGGGAAAGCCUUCAGUUGUCCCAAAUACUUCAGGAGACACGUGAGAACGCACAGUGGGCUGAAGCCCUAUGAAUGUUCGUUAUGUGGGAAAGCCUACACUUGUUCCUUAUCCCUUCGAGAACAUGUCAGAACUCACAGUGACGAGAGACCCUACGAAUGUCAGCAGUGUGGGAAGGCCUUCAGACAUCCUCGAUAUUUCCAAAGACACGUGAGGAUGCACAGUGGCGUGAAACCCUAUGAGUGUAAGGAGUGUGGGAAAGCGUACAGCAGCUCCACAUCGCUGCAGGAACACGUGAGGACACACACGGGGGAGAGGCCCUUCGAGUGUCAGCAGUGCGGGAAGGCCUUCACUCGUCACUCCUCCCUUCAAGGACAUGUGCGGGCGCACAGUUUGGAGAAACGUUACGAGUGUGCACAAUGCGGGAAGGCCUUCCGUUGGUCCUCGUCCUUACAAAAACACGUGAGAACACACAGUGAAGAGAAGCCCUAUGAAUGUCAGCAGUGUGGCAAAGCCUUCUGGUACCCAGCCAACCUGAGAGCCCACGUGAAGACACACACUGAGGAGAGAGCCUACGAGUGUCCGCACUGUGGGAAGGCCUUCAGCUGUCACUCCUCUCUUCAAGUGCACGUGAGAAAGCACAGUGGGGUGAAACCCUAUGAAUGUAAGGAGUGUGGGAAGGCCUUCUGGUAUCCCGUGAACCUGCGGGCACAUGUGAGGACGCACACUGGGGAGAGACCCUAUGAAUGUAAGGAGUGCGGGAAGGCCUACAGGUGCCCCGCAAACCUGCGGGUCCACGUGAGGACUCACACUGGGGAGAGACCGUAUGAGUGUCAGCAGUGCGGGAAGGCCUUCAGGUAUCCGGCCAACCUGCGAGCCCACGUGAGGACGCACACUGGGGAGAGACCCUACGAGUGUCAGCAGUGUGGGAAGGCCUUCAGGUAUCCGACAAACCUGCGAGCCCAUGUGAGGACUCACGCUGGGGAGAAACUCUGAAAGCAAGGACUGUGGGAAAGCCUUCAUUUGUCCUUAAAAUCUUGUAAAUCCAAUCAGACACACUGGCAGGAAGUCUUAUGAAUGUAAAGACUGGUGGGAAACCUUUAGGUAUAGUUCCUCAUAUACUUUGUGCAUAAAAACUCAGGGCUGGAGAGCAAUCUCUGUUUGUUAUAAACAUGGUUGUGCCUUGUAAGUGCCUCGUCCCUAACAGGGAUCCCCGUCAUUUAUUUCCACUGCAUGUUGCCAAGAGGAACCCCUGAGAUAAAAUAUUUCUCUCUGUGCCCUUUGUAUGAGAUAUAUUUUGUUACUUCACACAUGAAAAUUGUAUAGUUAUAUAAAAUUUCUCAUUUCCAUGACAAUGUCUUUGGGCCCCAGGGGUGACAAGUGAUGUGUAUUUAUAUCUCGUCCUCUCUUGUGGAUACUGGAAAUUCCGACUCUGUCUCUACCCUUCCUUCCAGUCUUCAUGAUUGAAUGAUGUAUCUUCACGUUUGCUUACUGCCGCUGUAUACCACACCUCUGCGCCCCACAGAAAUGAGUAAACGUGCAGGGAUGCUGAAAGAGGACAGUCUCCUCCAGUUGUGUUCCUGUUUUGGCCUCUGCUGAUCGCGCUUCAUCUUGGUUGUUCAAGAUGAACAACCGCCCCUCACAACUGAGUUCUUUUAAAAUAUCCCGUUCUACAGGAUUAACUUUUUCUUCUGAUUGUGUCCAUUUUUUAAAAAAAAUACCUAUUCUGGGUGAAUAGGACAAGUACAGUUGACAUUUUCCUUCUGGUGUGUGUUUCUACAAUACCCACGCAGCUGCUAUCACUGUCUCGUUAAAAUGACUUACUCCUGGGGCGCCUGGGUGGCUCAGUGGGUUAAGCCUCUGCCUUCAGCUCAGGUCAUGAUCCCAGGGUCCUGGGAUCGAGCCCCGCAUCGGG
Molecule: messenger RNA, 6030 nt
Organism: Lutra lutra (Eurasian river otter)
Lineage: Eukaryota; Metazoa; Chordata; Mammalia; Carnivora; Mustelidae
Gene: ZNF77
Product: zinc finger protein 77
Exons: 3
Coding region: 3093-5111 (672 amino acids)
Biological process (GO): negative regulation of transcription by RNA polymerase II; regulation of cytokine production; regulation of immune system process
Molecular function (GO): DNA-binding transcription factor activity, RNA polymerase II-specific; RNA polymerase II cis-regulatory region sequence-specific DNA binding
Source: RefSeq, a predicted model, not a curated record